This is a messenger RNA of Limulus polyphemus (Atlantic horseshoe crab), 332 nucleotides long. RefSeq names its product homeobox protein engrailed-like A. The annotation marks the transcript as partial. Gene Ontology annotation, cellular component: nucleus. Lineage: Eukaryota; Metazoa; Arthropoda; Merostomata; Xiphosura; Limulidae. Gene Ontology annotation, biological process: neuron differentiation; regulation of transcription by RNA polymerase II; multicellular organism development. The record is from RefSeq and is a predicted model, not a curated record. Gene Ontology annotation, molecular function: DNA-binding transcription factor activity, RNA polymerase II-specific; RNA polymerase II cis-regulatory region sequence-specific DNA binding. The transcript has a single exon.
GUCCUCGGUCACGAAAACUGAAGGGUAAAAAGAAAACGCCGGACGAGAAGCGGCCGAGAACUGCUUUCACUGCAGACCAGUUGGCCCGUUUAAAGCAAGAAUUUCAAGAGAACCGGUACUUGACGGAGAAACGACGCCAGGAUUUAGCAUUAGAUCUUCAACUGAACGAAUCUCAGAUAAAAAUCUGGUUUCAGAACAAGCGUGCUAAAAUAAAGAAAGCCAGCGGUCAGAAAAAUCCUCUGGCUUUGAAGCUGAUGGCUCAGGGUCUUUACAACCAUACCACCAUUCCCGUCCGUGACGAAGAGGAUGAAAAUUCGAACUUUCCGGCGUGA